AUGGAUUCAUCAAGUUCUACGAUACAAAAUCAAGAACUCUAUUUAGCUAACUCCAAAUUUGAAUCGUACGAUGAAUUACUGAAGAGUUUAAGAGAUUUUUAUUAUGCUAAAGGAUAUGGAGUAUCUAUAAAAGACUCAAGUAAAGAUAAAUAUGUCACGUUGCAAUGUGACAGAGGCGGAUCCUAUCGAGAUAGAAUGUGUAUUGGAGAUAAAAGGAAGAAAAAUAGUGGAUCUCGUUUGAUCAACUGCUCCUUCCAGAUUGUAGGUAAAAAAGGAAAUGAUGGUUUUUGGGUACUUAAGGCAAAAAACUUGACUCACAACUAUGAACCGUCUACUGAUAUCUCUGGGCAUCCAUCAUUUCGUCGAUUAUCACCAAAUGAUGUACAAAGUGUAAAAAACAUGACGCUUUCUGGCAUACCCCCAAGGCAAAUUCUUUCUUCUUUACGUCAACAAAAUCCAAACAUUCCAGCAGUCUCACGAACUAUAUACAAUCUGAAGGCUAAAAUCCGCAAGCAAAACUUGGGAAAUCGAUCAAUGGUUAGUGCUUUAUUUGAAGAGUUUGAGAAAGAGGGUUUUAUAUAUGAUAUUUUACAUAACUCAGUAGGGCAUAUAACCCAUUUGUUCAUUGCACAUCCUUUAGAGAGAGAGGAUGAAGAUAGUUAUAUUUGGGCAUUAAGUGUGUUUAAGAAGACUCUUGAAAACCAUGAACCAUCUGUGAUUAUGUCUGACAGAGAGUUAGCAUUAAUGAAUGCCAUAAAUAUGGUAUUUCCGAACACAACAAACCUUUUGUGUAUUUGGCAUAUUGAAAAGAAUGUGUUGGCAUAUUGCAAAAAGCAUUUUGCACAUGGAGAAGAGUUUGAUCUAUUUAUGUUCAAUUGGAAUAAUGUAGCAUAUUCAACAACUAUAACUAUUUUUGAGCAAAAUUGGGCCAAAUUUGAGUUGUUUUAUCAGACGAAGAAAGUUGCAAUUGAGUACAUAAAAAAUACAUGGUUGCCUUGGAAGGAAAAGUUUGUUAGUGCCUGGACAAAAAAAUAUUUGCAUUUUGGUAAUCGGUCGUCAUCAAGGGCUGAAGGUGCUCAUGCCAAACUGAAAAAAUAUCUACAAGUAUCAACAGGUGGCUUUCAAGAUGUUACAGAAAAGAUUUGUCUUGCAAUCAAACAUGAAUUCAACGAGAUUAAAGUGCAACUAGCAAGUGAGAAAAUCCAAGUUCUACGUAAGUGUGAUGCACCUGCUUUUAGAGAGAUUUUGUGUCGUGUAUCUCAUUUUGCAUUAAAAGAGAUAUAUACGCAAUAUGAAAAAAUAAAAAAUGGUACAAUGACUCCUUGCACCGGUCAUUUUAUGGCAACAAUGGGUCUUCCUUGUGUUCACAAGCUAAAACACUUACAAGGAAUGACAAAUCCAUUGGAUCUCAUUCAUCCACAUUGGAAGAUUGAUACAUUACGACUGAAUUUAGAAGAUGAUUCACAUAAUGAUGACACUAAAGAAUUUGAUGAGUUGAUCAAUGAGUUAUCCUCAAGAUACAAAAUGUAG
Lactuca sativa (garden lettuce) is the source of this 1530-nucleotide messenger RNA. Its product is annotated as PKS-NRPS hybrid synthetase cheA. Lineage: Eukaryota; Viridiplantae; Streptophyta; Magnoliopsida; Asterales; Asteraceae. The record is from RefSeq and is a predicted model, not a curated record.